This is a messenger RNA of Gadus chalcogrammus (walleye pollock), 1642 nucleotides long. Its product is annotated as vacuolar protein sorting-associated protein 8 homolog. Bases 166 to 879 code for a protein of 237 amino acids. The transcript has 7 exons. Gene Ontology annotation, cellular component: late endosome; early endosome; HOPS complex. NCBI's taxonomy places the organism in Eukaryota, Metazoa, Chordata, Actinopteri, Gadiformes, Gadidae. The record is from RefSeq and is a predicted model, not a curated record. Gene Ontology annotation, biological process: endosomal vesicle fusion; protein targeting to vacuole.
UCCACUCAUUCGGGGCUCUCCCAGCCCUGGAGCUCCAGCACGGAGAGACCGGUCCUCGUGGGUGACGGGAUUCCACCCACGAAGGAGGGGACCGUUGAUUCCUCCCAGGUCGACCCAGUGUACGGUAAAGGGAAGCUGUCAGAGAUCCAGGGUCUGAUCCUGGGUAUGCUGGACACCUUCAACUAUGAGCAGACCCUCCUUGAGACCACCACCAGCCUGCUGAACCACGACCUCCACUGGUCCCUGGCCCACCUGCGGGCCAGCGUGACGCGGGGGCUGGUGCCGCGGCAGGACACCUGCAACAUCUGCCUGCUGCAGUACAGGCGGCGCCACGACCCCCCCGAGGAGAUCGUCAUCUUCAGCUGUGGCCACCUGUACCACUGCCAGUGCCUGCAGGCCAAAGACUGUGGGAGUGGCUCCGGCUCGGCGCGACCGCAGCAGUGGAGCUGCUUCAAGUGCUCGUCCAAUCAGGGAGGAAGGGGCGGAGCCAUGGCAGACCAGAGGCGAGCCCGGAGCACCUCUCUAGCCCAGACGAACGUGACCUCAUCGCUCCGAGAGCCCGGCCUGGAGGCUCAUGGGAAAAAGCUGUUCGUGGAGGCGACCCUUGACCCCCAGCAGGCCCAGUCCUGGGACCACCUGCGGUGUUUGUACCACGGGCCGUCGCGGCUGGCGAUCCUCUCGGAGCUCACGCAUUGCCAUGGCAACGAGAAGGCGGGGCUUCUGCAUCCUGCCCCCCAGGGCACAGGAAGUGUGUUCCACAGCGAGGACUUCAAGCUGAAGCAGUGUUCAGCUCCCUGCUGCAUGGAGCCGUCAGGAAACGACCCAACCAAAACGUUAGAUAGAAAACAAUCCAAGAUCGGGGAAUGUGAUGUGACCUAAACGUGGUCGGUCCGACUAUGAAACGGCUUCGCUUGAGGUCCAGAAUACUUUGCAGCCUUUGUCGAUUCGGAGGGCAACCAGAGAGCCAGGACAAACCACUAGAACUAAAACCAGUACGACCAGUACAUACAAUCCUACUGCUCUUACACAAAGAGUUAUAGCAGUGCACAGAAUACUUCUCCCUGUACACAUACAGUAGUAGAAGUACACAUAGUACUGGCAGUACAUAGAAUACAUCUCCCUUUAUACGCUCAGUAGUUCAAGCAGUACACAGACUUACAGCAGUACACUUAAUACUUCUCCCUGUAUAUAUACAGUAGUACUAGCCCCACAGAGUAUGAGUAGUACAGAGAAUACUUCUCCUGUACACACAGUAGUACUAGCAGUAAUCAGCAGUGUGGUGGGAUGGUUCACCAGCUGAUGAACUAGUCACUCUGCUCAUGUAUAAAUAACCCAGGGAUGACCCUGUCUGGUUCAGAGGGAGAGAGAUUUUUUUCGAGUUUUUGUGCUCAAUGAGUGCAUUUGUUGAUGAAAAACAAUGUAUCAGCAUCUGCAGAUAACAUGGAAAAGACUUAAUGAUUCUUAUUUACUUAAUACUUAAAAAUCUGUAAAAAGGGAUUAUUAAAUAAAAUAUCAUAAAAAAUAUCAUUGGUUUAAUAUGUUUUCGUUAUUGUUCAAGUUCACUAGUUCAUUUCAGAUUUUGUAAAUAAUAUUUAGUACUAUGCUUGGCAUCUCCACUUGUUUUACCGGCAUCAGCCAAUAA